AUGGAGCAUGCAGUGGACCCCAGCUCCAGGAAUGUGCACAUGGCCAAGGGGACCGUGGAGAAUGCCUGGGACCCACCUUGGGGAUGGGUGGCGAUUCCCCCUCAGGUUGUGCCUCGAGCCGAGGACUGGCUGCCAGGGGUUCCCAGGGGCCCCCCAGUGUGGGCCACCAGCCUGGAAUCAGAGCUUCCAUCCACUCUUGAGCUGAGUGAGGCACAGUGGCUGCAGCUCUCCAGGGAGCUGGUGGAUGUUCAGGUGGCAGCCCAUCGCCUGCGGGAGCAGCACGAGGCUGAAAUCUUCCAACUGAAGAGCGAGGUCCUCUGGCUGGAGAGCCGCGUGCUUGAGCUGGAACAGCACAAAAGUGGCGCCUGCCAGGGGUGUGCAGCCCCUAACGAGGUGCAGACCUCUGAGUGCAAGCAGCGGAGGCAGAGGAGCAGUCCUCCGGGAAGCCAGGUGCAGCCGCAGGCAGAGGCUAUGUGGACUCUGGAGCAGAACAAGGCCCGGCAGCAGGCACUGGAAACACGAGUAGCCACCCUGGGCCACCAGCUACAAGGAGCCCGCGAGGAGGCCCGGGCAGCCAGGAAGCAAUUGGCCGCACAAGCUGUGGUGUUGUCUGGCUGUCAGGGCCAGCUCCGUCAGGCUGAGGCCGAGAACACCCGGCUGCAGCUGCAGCUCAAGACACUGAAUGAGGAGUACACCCUGCGGCUGCAGUGCUGCGCCCGGGAGGCAGCGGAGUAUGCUGGUGGUGCUGGCCAGGAGCCCACAGCUGCACCCCUUGGGCCGUUCCUGGAAACCACUCUGAAGGACAUCCGGGCAGCCCACCGCAGCCGAGAGCAACAGCUGGCCCGGGCUGCACGCACCUACCGCAAGCGCCUGGCUGAUCUGAGCCGGAGACAUGAGGAGCUGCUAGUUGCCCGAAGUGUGCAGCAGGAGCGGCCCCAGACUCUGGCAAGCCCCGACGGGACAGCCGGGACCCCCAAGGCCACUUUUGCAGCCCCCUCGGACCCAAAGCCGCUGCCCGGGCACCCUGUCAUGGAGCCUGGCCACCUGCAGGAGGACCAGCUCAACAGGCUUGGGGUGCUGCUCUUGUCUCCACAAAAGGGACCCGGCAAGACCUCCCAAGCAGGAACCUCGGAGCCACAGGGCUCGGACACUGUAUCCUGGGCUCAGAUCUGCCAGAAGCUCCGUGACUUCUCCUGUGGCACCCAGAGCUGGAACAGGAGCGGACACAGCUGCUGGUCCGGGCCACGGUGGCUGAAGAGCAACUUUCCGAGCUACAGGAGUACGUAG
Molecule: messenger RNA, 1287 nt
Organism: Carlito syrichta (Philippine tarsier)
Lineage: Eukaryota; Metazoa; Chordata; Mammalia; Primates; Tarsiidae
Gene: CCDC78
Product: coiled-coil domain containing 78
Exons: 13
Coding region: 1-1287 (428 amino acids)
Cellular component (GO): cytoplasm
Source: RefSeq, a predicted model, not a curated record